Messenger RNA from Camellia sinensis, 717 nucleotides. NCBI's taxonomy places the organism in Eukaryota, Viridiplantae, Streptophyta, Magnoliopsida, Ericales, Theaceae. The record is from RefSeq and is a predicted model, not a curated record.
AUGGUCUUGCUUCAAGAAACAAAACGCUCAAGCAUUGAUGCCAAUGAUGUUAGAUCUCUGUGGCCUUUUGAUUCGGUGGAGUUCAUGGCUGUAAACGCGAUUGGCACUGCUAGAGGUCUUCUAUGCAUCUGGAACCCGGAGGUCUUCUCCUUAAAAGGAUGUUGCUGCUCUACAAGUUUUAUCCUGUUAGGAGGUACUAUGCAUUCUAAUCUUAAUUGUGUUGUUGGUAACAUUUAUGCACCUAACGAAGAUGAGAAUAGGAGGAAGUUGUGGAACACUUUAGUCAAUUUAAAGUCUGCCUUCUCAGAUCCAUGGUGUCUAGGGAGGCAUUUCAAUGAAGUUAAAAAUAUUAGUGAAAGAAAAAGGUGUAUUAAGAGGGACAGAGGUAUGGGAGAUUUCAGUAAUUUUAUUAGUUCCCUUGAACUGGUUGACAUCCCCAUGUUGGGUAGGAGGUAUACUUGGGGAAAUUGUCAAAUUUGGAGUAGGAUUGAUCGGUUUCUAGUUAAUCUUGAGUGGAUGGAGUGGUACAAAUAUAAAGUUUGGGGGCUAUCUAGACUAUUCUCUGAUCAUAGCCCUAUUUUGUUGAUGGAGGACGAUAGGGAUUGGGGGCCGAAACCCUUUAAGUUUAUAAAUGCUUGGGUCUUACACCCUAAUUUUCUUGAGGAAGUGAGAAGAGUUUGGGAUUCAACAAUGGUUCAAGGUUGGCAGGCUACGUAA